CCUUUUGAAACCUCUGUAUAUCUUAGUCAGUUUUUAUAAAACAAUCCAAAAAGUUAAGGAAACAAGACGAAGAUGGAAGAGAGCAAGAAAUGUGAUUUUGAACUUCUUCACGAUCAAUAUCAGCAGAUCAAAAUAUUGCAGAAGUUGGACAUUCCUGUUGAUAAUAACGUUACCGAACCUUCCACUGAGAUGAAGAUUAUGAUUGAUCUCAUGAUCGAAAAAAUAGAUAAUUUGAUAGUUGUUCAUGACUCACUCUAUUUACGUUUAUUGGCAAUGAAAACUACACUUUUUUACGAGCAAUCGAAACUUCUCAUCAGUUUAGGAGAAGAAGCACUGGCACAGAAUAUCUUAUUAACAGCGCUCGAUAACGUAAAUGACGUUAUUUCAAAAUCUGAGAUAAUAUUUCUGGCCUUUCGUAUAAUUAACCAUUAUGCUUAUCUUCUCACGAAACAAUCAGAAUUUGAUAAGCCUCGAGAUCUACUAGAAUUUGCUGAAUCUACGUAUAGGAAAUUGAAAAAUGAAAAUUCAAAAAUUUCAUUUUACACAAGCGACGAUUUAUUUUCUCCAAAUAAGAAUUUACCGCCACCUACAGAUACCAGCAACAAACUGGAACGUUUAGUAACAAAUAAUUUGCAAAUGCUUGGAUUUAUAUAUAAUAAACAAGAGCUAUAUGAUAAAUUUGCUGAAUAUCAUCAUGAAGUACUUAAACGACAGCUUGAAACUCAUGAUGGAGAUGUAACAAUGUGGGCAACAAAGUCAGCCAAGCUUGCGUCAUAUUUUCUUAGCAAGAAUAGAUUUAAAGAAGCUAGACAUCAUUUGGCUGCUGCCAUUUAUGUAUUAUACAAUCAUGAAAAGGAACUCAAAGCUGUAGAAUCGUCUGACAACACAAUUAAAAAAUGGGAUGAGUUACAACAAAGGUUUGCUGAUGUAGCCAAAAAUUGGGUAAAAUAUGGACUCUUCCUCUUUAGUGUUUCAAAAACAAAUAUAGUUUCUCACUUCUGUGGUGAGCCUAGUCAACUUUUAGAACGACUGUGGACACUGCCGUUUAAAGAUGAUAUUAAAAAGACAAGCGCGCCGGGCAUAAUUUCAAAAAAUGCGAAUAUCACUGAUAAGGAAUCUGACCUUUGUCAAGAAGGCAUUGGCGACAGAACUUACGAAAGUCCUGCAAUAACGGUCUUCGGAGUGAAUCCAGUAUCUGAGUCUAUACCAAAGUCGACAGAAAACGUACAACAGCCAGAGUCAAAUAGACCAGAAAAAUUAAAUGCAGAAGAAUACCAAGGUCCAUUCCUGGUAUUUGAAUCAUUGAAGUUAAUCGAAUACGAAGAACAGGUGACCGCAUCCUAUAUUGAAACGACAGCGCAAGCAAGAGAUCUUUUUAUAUACACUCAUUCGUGGCUAAAAAGAGCCAAAACUUUUUACACUCUACGUGAUCAUCCAAUGGAAUACAUUAAUGCGAUUUUGGAUCUUAGCGAAUUGUAUCGCUAUUUAGCGUUUUAUGAAGAGGACAUUGAAAGUCAGUAUGCCGUGCAGAAACUACGCGCAGAUGCUUUGGAAACUUUGAGUGCCGUUCUGAAAGAGGUUCGACCUCAAUGUUACAUGGCAGUAUCCGUUGAGUUGUUGCGUGAACUCGCAGAAGUUCAAUUGGAAAUGAUGGGACUGAAUUUACGAAGAAUUUAUUCAGCUCAAGAGAGUCUUCCAGAAACUAGCGAUAUGACUCUUCAUCAAAUGGAUGCACUUGCAGAUAUUCAUUCUAGAUUGGAACAAUUUGGGGAUCAUAUAGGCCAUAAUGUAGAUUCUGGUGAUACUGGGCUCAUGCCAGUUUCUGAAAUGGCAGGCGAUGUUGGUCAAUAUGUUAACCAAUAAUGGUAAUUUAUUUUGCUUUAUUAACAGAGCUUUGUUCAAAUUAAUUCCAAGCACAGUGUCACCUGUGUGGGAUGAGUUUAUAAA
Molecule: messenger RNA, 1947 nt
Organism: Cephus cinctus (wheat stem sawfly)
Lineage: Eukaryota; Metazoa; Arthropoda; Insecta; Hymenoptera; Cephidae
Product: KIF1-binding protein homolog
Exons: 5
Coding region: 73-1863 (596 amino acids)
Molecular function (GO): protein binding
Source: RefSeq, a predicted model, not a curated record